AUGGCUUAUUUAGUCUUGCACUACAAGCAGAGAGGUAUACGUGGUAACUCGAACGUGCUUGAGUGGUUAUUGCGGCGGAAACCUACUGGUUUGCUGGACAGUUUUACACAGGCGAUUGUCAUGAGCGCGAUCGAGCCGUUUACGACAAAGAUAAUGAUGGGCGAGCUAGAGGAUGUUGGAUUCGUUGUUGCUGUCUGGUGA
Fusarium poae is the source of this 201-nucleotide messenger RNA. RefSeq lists its product as uncharacterized. The transcript has 2 exons. The record is from RefSeq and is a predicted model, not a curated record. Lineage: Eukaryota; Fungi; Ascomycota; Sordariomycetes; Hypocreales; Nectriaceae. Bases 1 to 201 code for a protein of 66 amino acids.